This is a messenger RNA of Lolium rigidum, 1473 nucleotides long. RefSeq names its product probable F-box protein At4g22165. Bases 121 to 1473 code for a protein of 450 amino acids. Gene Ontology annotation, molecular function: protein binding. The transcript has a single exon. The record is from RefSeq and is a predicted model, not a curated record. NCBI's taxonomy places the organism in Eukaryota, Viridiplantae, Streptophyta, Magnoliopsida, Poales, Poaceae.
CCUCCCCAUAUGUAUGCGCCCAGGCCUCUGACCUCUCAGAGUAUCAAUUAGCAAAGGUUUCAACUUUCCAAGUAGUGCUGAAGGGAUUCGUCGUCUUCACGCAGAGGCGGUUUUGCUCCAAUGAAGGCCUGUAGCGUAGCCAGGAUAUUUGGCUUAUGGCACCCAUGGAAUCUCUGCUCUCUGCUCUUGAGAGUUUUGCCCAAGCUGCUAGGUCUUCCUCCCAGUUUAAUGAAGAAAUCCCUCGAGCGAAAACAUAUUCAUCCAGCACACUUGGAGAUUGAAGUGGGUAAAUUGCCAGAGUUGCCGCAGGAUGUCCUCAUGGAUAUAUUUGCUCUUCUCGAGAUCCCUGACCUAAUGCGUGCCAGCUCCAUCUGCUCCUCCUGGCGCUCCAUACAUACCAGCCUAUGCAGUCUUGGGCUGUACAAGAGGCCCCAGACGCCGUGCCUCUUCUACACCUCGGAAUCUGCUGGAGAGAGUGUUGGGUUCCUCUACAGCCUCGCGGAGAAGAGGUCAUACAAGUUGACUCUCCCGGAGCCUCCUAUUCGCACUAGAUAUCUGAUUGGCUCCUCAAAUGGCUGGCUGGUUACUGCUGAUGAGAGGUCUGAGAUGCAUCUUCUCAAUCCAAUCACCUGUGAACAGAUCGCUCUACCGUCGGUGAUCACCAUCGAGCAUGUGACUCCCAUUUUCAAUGAAGCAGGUGCCUUGUGUAUGUAUCGUUAUUCACCCGACACAGUUGAGAACUGUAGUGACGAACCUAGAUCCCUAGCUCUCGCCACGCUGCGGAACCAGCUCCAUUUGAAGGCAUUCGUAUUUUAUGAUGCAUUCGCAGGAGGACAUAUUGUGGCACUUAUCCACAAUCCAUACGGGCAGCUUUCAUUUGCUAGGUUAGGGGAUAACAAGUGGACUUGGCUGCCACCACACUCUGGUUUUCAGGACUGCAUCUACAAGGAUGGUCUGUUAUAUGCAGUGACAUGGCAAGGAAAAAUUCACGCCUUCGAUCUCAGAGGCCCUAUGGUCACAACGGAGUUAAUUAUAGACAUUGUAGAAUACUACUGGGAUAUGUACAUUGUCCAGGCUCCGUGCGGCGAUCUACUGCAAAUCUGGAGAACCCGGAAGGGCAGUGAAGAUGCUGGCCCUCCAUCAUAUGUGACUAAUACCACGGAUAUACAGAUAUAUAAAGUUGACACCAGGGCUAAAAAGCUUGUGGGAAUAAAUAGCUUGGAUGAUCAGGUGUUGCUUCUUGGGCACAACCAAACACUUUGUCUAAGUGCUCAAGAGUAUCUGCAGUUGAAGGCAAACCGUGUUUACUUUACAGAUGAUGAAGAGACAUAUCUUUCUGGAUGGAAGGAUAACCGUCGUGAUAUUGGAAUCUUUGACUUGGCAAAUAGCACUUGUGAGGAACUUGUGUCCCCUCAGCUUUGGUCCAAUUGGCCUACGCCCAUAUGGAUAACACCAAGUCUUACAAGACUGUAA